CAACGAUCUCCAUGCUGCACCGUGCAUCUAUGCCUAGUUUUCUUACCCUCCCUCCACCAUAAAUACGCACCCAUCUGCAACAUAGAUCACCAAACAUAUCGACCAAUCCCUCUUCCAGUCAAGAAAAAAGGAAGAUUACACCAACAAACAAACUAGCUAGCCAAUGGCCUCUUUGUCCUCUUUCCGGCUCGCCGUGGCGGUGGCGGCACUGUUGGUUGUUGGCUCCUGUGCCACUGAGCUCACCUUCAAGGUCGCUGAGGGCUCUAGCGCCAAAAGUCUAGAGCUUGUCACUAAUGUUGCCAUCUCUGAGGUGGAGGUCAAGGAGAAGGGCGGCAAGGACUGGGUGGCGCUCAAGGAGUCGUCGUCUAACACCUGGACGCUCAAAAGUGAGUCGCCGCUCAAGGGCCCCUUCUCUGUCCGCUUCCUUGUCAAGAAUGGCGGCUACCGUGUCGUCGACGAUGUCAUCCCUGGAAGCUUUACAGCUGGCUCUGAGUACAAGAGUGGAAUCCAACUCUAAGUAACAGACAUGUGUACUCUUGUUGGGUCACAUGCGAAAUAUGAACAUCUAAAUAAUCCUCUCUUAAAAGAGAUCGUGUCAUGUUUGAGUGAGCAAAUAAUUAUUAUUUUUGGUUAUUUUGUUGUAAUAGGCCGAUGGCAACAUAAGGCAUACAUGUGUCCUUCCAAAAUAUUGCUGCGGAGCUGUAUGUGAGCAUUGUUUGGAAUAUAUGUCAUUUAUAUAAGAUAUAUGGAAAAAAGUAUAUUUGGUCAACUUUCAUUAA
Messenger RNA from Oryza sativa Japonica Group (Japanese rice), 779 nucleotides. RefSeq names its product pollen allergen Phl p 2. Lineage: Eukaryota; Viridiplantae; Streptophyta; Magnoliopsida; Poales; Poaceae. The record is from RefSeq and is a predicted model, not a curated record. Gene Ontology annotation, cellular component: extracellular region.